Molecule: messenger RNA, 8550 nt
Organism: Sander lucioperca (pikeperch)
Lineage: Eukaryota; Metazoa; Chordata; Actinopteri; Perciformes; Percidae
Product: sickle tail protein homolog
Exons: 25
Coding region: 674-7906 (2410 amino acids)
Cellular component (GO): cytoplasm
Source: RefSeq, a predicted model, not a curated record
CUCUCCCAGAGGAGUUUAGGCACAGAGGGAGCUUACUGCUGACAGAGAGGCAGUGGGAGAAAGACAGGGAAUAAUACAGUGAAUACUGAUCACUGCCGCAAACGUAGGGACAGUCCUGUGGUACAGAGGUACCACGGUCUGGAAAGGGACGAAGAAGAAAGGACAAAAGGAAAGAGAAAGACUGACUGGAGAACAGCAUUGUACAAUGUAAGGCAGAAAUAAUAGAUGAGCACAGGACAUUAAGAGGUUAGAAGAAAGACUAAAGAGACAAACUUGACGAAAGAAAAAAAGAGACAACUUGACAAAACUAAGAUACCAUCACACACACACACACACUUCAGAAGAAGAACAUCCACACACUGAAACAGGGGCAGGAGAUAGAAGAAGACGAUAACUGCAAGGACUCUUAAAAAACUCUUACCAGUUGGAUGACAAAACCUGAAAGAUGCAAAAUAAUUCUUCAAUACUCCUCAAUACAUAAGAGGAAGAAAUAAGAGACAAAAGAGAAGCAAGCAAGAAACAAAAAGGGACAGAAAGAAGAGCAGCAGCAGCAGGAGGAGGAGAAAUAAGAAGCAGAAGAAGCACACAGAGAAGAAAAGAGGAACUAGGGAACGAGGGACCCAGACUAACCCUGGAGUAUCUAACCAGUGCUCUGCUCAGCCCAGCAGGGAAGAUGUCCAAGUCCUCCCCACGCCUGGGUCGACCCGGAUCAGCGGGGUCUAAGAGCCCCAGCUCGAGAAAGGAUCCGCAGAGUAAUCGCUCAUGCAUGCUGCGGAUUGGAGAAAGGCUGAUGAGGGCAGGCAGUGAGGGAAACCUGGUCCAGAGACCCAUACCAGCCCAGAGCCAGAGCCAGGCGUCCUCCGAUGGAUUAGGGCACGGAUCGAAUGGACAGACACAACCUCCAGUCCAGGAGGACAAACUCCCUGAGCAGACAGGAAAUAGCUCCAGAAAAGAUCCCGGAAACUCCCAAUCCAGGGUAUCUUCUUGUUUUCCUACUGCUGUGGACAGCAGCACUGAGCGUCUGCUGCACAAGAAACCGCACGCCAGCAGCAGCGCGAUCUGUAACCCGGACUUCUCAUCCUGUGGUUCAGCUCCACGCUCUACCAGCACCUUACCUCGGAGCUACUUCACCGCUGCUCACGCCAGCUGCAGGGACAAACAGCUGGAUAGCCUCAUGAUGCAGCACUCGGACGUGGAGAGGAAGAAGGAGGUGUUCCUGGACCACCUGAGGCAGAAGUAUCCUCACCAUGCUGCCAUUAUCAUGGGACACCAGGACCGCAUGAGGGAACAGGCGAGGAGCCCCCCCUGUGCAGGUGUACUGGGCACGGCGGAGCAGCAGGACCCUCUGGCUUCAGAGACCAUGUCUGAGGGAGAGGUGCUGCCCCCCACAGUCCCCUUUACAAGGGGCUGUAAAGCCAGAGCAAGUCUACCUGUGGGCCGGUCAAGUGGUCAGACAAGAGAGAGGCCGCCUGGUGUGUUGUACCUGCAGUAUGGGGAGGAGACUAAGCAGGUCAGGAUUCCCGCUGAGAUCAGCAGUCCGGACGCGUUGCGGGCUCUGUUUGUCACCGCCUUCCCUCAUCAGCUGACCAUGAAGAUGCUCCAGUCUCCCAACAUGGCCAUCUACAUCAAAGACACCAGCCGCAACGUCUACUACGACCUGGAGGACAUGAGAAACAUCACAUCCUACUCCUGUCUCAAGGUUUAUCAUAAAGACCCAGCACAUGUGUUCAACCGCCAUGCCCGGCCGGCCAACACAGAGGGAAGGAUCUCCAAAGAGAUUUUGUACGGCAGUCACAGUCCAGUCCAUGCCCUGUCGUCGUCCAGCCGCAGCACCCUGCACAGCCUGCAGGGCUCCAUGUCCCCACCCAUGGUCCGCUCCAUGCCCUCGUCUCCCUCCAGGAUGGCGUACGGUGGAGGUAGCACAGGGGGGAGGGCAGCGAUCGGGGAUCCAAGCAGCGUCACGUUACCACGGGAUCGCCUGUCAGCAGCCGGGAGAUCCAGCUCCCUCUGCAGCAGCAGCAGCAGCGCCAUACUGGAGAGAAAAGACGUCAAGCCCGAUGACGUCGGCAACAGUAAGAGCAUGGCCCUGGUGGUGCGCGGCGAAGGUGGACCACAUUACCCAGACUCCUACUGCUCCUCCAUGCAGGACGGAGGAGGAGGUCGCCUCAGCAUGACCUCCUCCCAGUGUAGCGCUCCACCCUCUCUCACUGCUGACAUGGUGGACGCCGGGGUCACGGGGAUCCCCGGUGGGCUGCAGCAGUACCGGGCCUCCGUUAAACCCCUGAUGGGCUACGGAGAGAGCCUGGAGCACCAGACCCGCUCCCUCCACAGGCAGAAGAGCAGGAAGUAUGGAGACAGCCAGCUUCCUCCACUGGGAACUAAAACCCCGCCCCCUUCCCCUCACAGAGUCAACGAAGUCAGGAUGAUUGACGGACAGGUCAUUGGAGGGGUGGGCCUGGUUUCUACAGAGAGGAUGUCCCCAAUCCGCCGGUCCCUGCGGCGGGACAGUAACGGAGCCCCAGUGGAGAUUGUAAACAGAAGCAGAGGAAGUGGCUCGUCGUCCUCGCCCUCAUCCGUCUUUAUGGACAGCCCUCUGGGACAACCUGAGAGACUGUUUCAGGGUCAUGUGACCGGCAGCAACGCCCAGAGUGAGAGAAUGAAAGCCAUGGAGCAGCAGAUAGCCAGUCUAGCAGGUCUGGUGCACAGUGCUCUGUCUAUGGGACCGGAUAUUCCAGGAGUCAAGGACGCUGUCAGUGAGAAUGCUGAACGCAAACUUCUCAGCAACAGACCUGGGAUGUCAUCUGAGCCUGACAGCUUCAGCCCCGCCCUGCUGGCUCUUCAAGCCCCUCCCUCUGACAGCGGGCUGCAGCAGAGCUUGGUGAUAGCAAAGAGAAAUGUGUGUGAGCUGCGACUGCAACUCAACCAGCUCAGAGACUUACAGCUGUCGAACCAGGAGAGCGUGGGUUCGAUGCUGCGGAUGGCAGGUCAGGAGCUGGUGGUGCUGAUGUACGACCGGCUGGCUCAGUCCGAGGAGGCAGCGUACAGACACAGAGCUCAGAUGGAGGAGGAGAGGAUCCUCUACCUGGCUACAGAGGAGACUAUACUCACACAGCUCAGUGAACUGGAGGACUAUGUGAACCAUUUGCAACAUAGCUCCGCCUCCAGUCCCGAAAAGCUGUCAGUCACUCUGAGAGACGUGGAGGAGGGAGCGGUCAACCUGCGCAGGGUUGGAGAAGCUCUGGCCGUUCUUAAAGGUGAGUAUCCAGAGCUGCAGGGGAAGAUGCGCUCCGUGCUGAGGCUGGAGGUGGAGGCCGUGCGUUUCCUGAAGGAGGAGCCUCACAAGAUGGACUCCAUGCUGAAGAGGGUCAAAGACCUGACUGAAGGCCUCAGUCGUCUCCGCAGGUAUGUGUCAGAGUCAGCCAGCCAAGCCAGACCAGCCCACGUGGAGCCUGUAAACAUCCUACAAACUGAACCGGGCACCUUGAAGACCCAGAGCCCCCAGAGCUCCCCCAAACCCCAGCCUCGAUCCUCGGUCAGACCUCCUCUGCCCACCCCCUCCCUCUCUGGCAGUCAGGCGGGCUCAGUCUCCCCCGUCACGGCCCGCAGAAUGAACACAGCAGCAGCCACAGUGAUCCAGCCCUCCCAGCACCACCCCAGCCCCCCACUGAAACCCACUCAUGGACGAGACUCACCCACUGUGGCCAAGGUGAGUCCUCGCAGCAGAGAGGGCAGCCCUGCCCUGCAGAGGAGACCGGGGCCUCUGCAGUCACCAACACAGGAGAGCCCCGCUGACCGGACCACCGUGAAACACUCACAGACACAUACUGGGGCUACAGAGAGACAAACUCCAGUGGGCAGUCUGAGUGUAGAAACCGACAGUACGAACCACUCUAGCACCAGCCAAGCCAAGCAGUCAGCCAGCUGUGACACCAGUCAGCCUCCACCCACCGACACCAACACAGACUGUGACCAGGUCCUCCAGGAAGCCCAGGCCAGCCUGAUUAUGUCCAUCCCUGAUCUGAAUGUGUCCGAUACCAGAAAGGGUUGCUCUGAUUCUGCCUCAGGACAGAUCACCCCCACUGCAUCAGAGUCAGAGCAGGACACGGCUCUGGACCCGACACUGCAAGCCUCAGUGGAGCAGCAGGCACUUCUGUCUGAUUCCCAGGAAGACACACCUCCGCAGCUGAGGGAUGAGGUGGACUCCACCCAGUUACAACCCCCAGACACAGCUCCAGCAGCAGCCUCACAGCUUCCUGCAGCCGCCGUGAAGCCUCCUCCCUCAGCUCCUCUAUCAGCUUUUCCAUCAUCUGGUACCUUAGCUCCUCCAUCAGCUGCUCCAUCAGCUUCUCUCUUAGCUUCCCCAUCAGCUCUUCCAUCAGCUUCUCCCUCAGCUUCCCCAUCAGCUUCUCCCUCAGCUUCUCCCAGCAACAGGCGGCCACAGGUGGAGAAACCCCGUCGCACCAGUGUGGACAAGGAGAUGAAGCAGAGCCCAGACAGGGCCGGCAAGUCUCCUCCUCCUCCUCCUCCUCCACGAAGGUUCCAUGCUGUCAAUUCAGGUCUGACCACAGGACGGUCAGGAGAGGUGAUUUUCACCACCAGGAAAGAGCCGGUUGGAGCCCAGGAUGAGGGUGAGAAAGAGCCGCCCGUGGUUCCUCAGCCCAAACCCCUAAGACAGCCACCAGAGGUCAAACCCAAACCCCAGAUGUUUGCUCCUGCACAUCUGGCUGGUUCCACCUCCACCCUUUCUACAGCCUCAGCACACAGGGAUGACGAGGAAGCGGAGGAGGAGGAGGAGGACAGUAAAUUCAUGAAAGAGCUGCAGGUGUUUCAGCAGAAAUGCACUGUGAGGGAUGUAGGGAGCAGAGGUGUGGCUGAACUCCAAGCCUCUGAUUUUCAGAACAGAGGGAUGGAGUCUAAGGUGACUACAGAACUGUCAAAUUAUAAUGAUUUGCCAGGUGGAAAUAAGCAAUGGAAAAAAGAGGUGAGGACAUCUGCAGAUCUAAAGAUUUCAGAGUUAGCACCAUCUGACCACCAGUCAGUUUCUCAGAUGGGAAUUACAGAUGGCUGCCCUCGUAAACUCAUAACAGCAGUUGGACUGGAAGGACACAUUGAAGUAAAGAAAGGCAAUGUCAAUCCUAAUAAGAAGAAGGAAACAGAGGAGAAUGUGCUGAAACAAUUGCCUUCCUCAAACUGUGCAAGAGUAGAGAAGGCGCUGGUACCCCCACCUGUCGCUUUACAAGAUCUUCAGACUGUCCAGAAGAAUAAGGAGGUACCAACACCAACCCAAAAGAAAGCAAAGAUGGAGGUUUUUGCAGUGACAACUUCACAAAAGCAAAAUGAUCUUACUGUGAAAAGUUCUGAUCAGAUUAACAAGGAGGUUGUUGGACAUGUGUGCUCCCCAACCGCAGCAGAAAAGAAGGUCAAGUUUACAACAAUUGUUACUCUUCAAAAAGAAAACAUUCAAGCUACUGACACAAGUCCUGAGCAGACAAAUGAAAACUCUGUCAAAGAGGUACCAGCUGAGAAGAAGUCAAACCUGAUGGUGGUUUUAACGCUACAAAAAGAAAACACCCCAGAGGAUUGCUUGAUAGACAUUGAGCAGGAUAGGUCUCUGAGCUCAGACCCGGAGUGUGUAGCUUCUUCUCCUGUCCUUAAACUUUUACCCCAGAACCCGGAGGCAACGGCGCAGCUAUCCAGGGACCAAUCACAAUACACAGAAGAAGGAGGUAGCCUGAGCCCCGAAAUUUGGGAAAAUGAGGGACCUCCUCCUCCACCACCUCCGGCUGGUAAAAUCAGCCUUAGAAUCUCCAGGAGUCCAAGAGUCUGGACACAGUCCAAAGAGGAAGACCUAGCCGAAAUGAGUCCCUCCGACGUACAGACCGCAGCUGGGGACAGCUCCGGUGAACCCAUUUAUCUGGCAUAUGAGAACCAGAGUUUCCAGGACAGUGGUGACUCUGAUAAGAAACCUAUUAUCAUUUUCCUGAAUGAGCCUAUGGACAUUCAGUCAGCCUACAAGCGUCUGUCUACCAUCUUUGAAUGUGAAGAAGACUUUAAUGGGAUUCUCUUUCCAGAAAAUAUUGUGGAGGAAAAGGAGACACUGCAGGAUGAAGAGAAACAGGACGUAAGAAAAAUGUGCAUCACCGCAUCAAAUAUGGACUUAGACCUGAAAGAUUUCACAGGAAAUGGUCAGAAUUCUCUACAUAUGCAACAUCAAAGAACUUCAGGGCAUAAUGGCUCCAUUUCUGCAAACCAAGACCAGGAUAAACCAGAACCGCCUGGAAAGCCAGAGACCAAAAAGAAAUUUAAAUUUAAGUUUCCCAAAGACAAACUGGCUGCAAUUAGCCAGGCCAUGCGGACAGGGACAAUCAAAACAGGAAAGAAGACUCUUCAGGUUGUUGUCUAUGAGGAAGAGGAGGAGAUAACGUCGGACAGAACGGCAGCUAAGACGACCAAGAAGAAGACAAAAGAAUCAAAGAGGUUUGAGACCAACAGUACCAAACAGUUGAACUUGGGUGAAGACAAUGCCUGUGACAGAGACAUCAAGGUCUCCUCUCCCAUUGACACCAGACACUCAAAGUCACGUAGCCAGAGGAAGGAGCUCUGCAAAACUACCCUCGACUCUAUUGACAGUCUGGAAGAGUCCAUUAAACAGUUGGAAAUCAGUGUGGGCACUAUGUCUGCCCCUUCCUCCCCGUCCUGCAGCAUUGUGUCUUCGCCUCCUCAGUCCCCCGAUUCUUCCAUUGACUCCUCUGCCAGAGCUCAGCUUAAAGACAAAGUCAAACGAGAAAGGGAGAGAAGCCCGUCCAAGAGGCCAGCCUCUCAGAUCCUCAAGGGCCCAAAUCCACCUCAGAGUAAGAGGGCCAAAGCACAGCCUCCACACGACACUGGGAAAACCUCCACCAAGAAACAGACCUCCAGCAGCAGCGCCAGCUCUUCUGCUCAGCGACUCCACACCAAGUCUCACUCCUCGCCCUCCUCUGGCUCACCAGAGAAGACAGCUAAGGGCCAGCAGCAGGCCACCCAGAAGCAGGCGGACAGCGGAAGCAGUAGAGCAGCCGGGGAUAUUAGCCAUUCGCUCGUUGCUUUGCGUGCCUCUAAGAUCCCAGCCUUGUGCCAUAGCUCUGGGAAACACCCGUCUGCCUCUCUGUCCACUCCUCACUGCUCAGACACCACCGAACUCUCCUCCUCCUCCUCCUCCUCCUCCUCCUCCUCUUCCUCCUCUGCUUCCUCCACCCCCUCUUCUGGGAAACACUCGCUUCUGUCUCCGUCCCGUCCCUCUUCUGCCUCCUCUGCCCAGCCUUCCAGGCAACAGGCUUCUCUGUGUCCCCUCUCCUCUUCCUCCACGGUGAAAAACACGUCAGACUCCCCGCCUCGCUCCCCCUCUCAGUCCUUGCCUUCCUUUUCUCUCCCCGCUCCUCCUCACAAAUCUUUUAUCCCGUCUCUGAAUCUGAGUCGUCUCCUCCCCUCAUCCAGCCACGUCUUGUCGCCAUCCCACGCUAGCGCCGGCCCGGCCCAGCGCGGGCCUCGCAGCAGCAGCAGCAGCAGCGGCAGCAGCAAACACCAGCACCACCUCACCCUCACCUCCACCGCCACCACCACCACUUCCAGCGCCGCCCUCGCCUCCCAACACAGCUACUACACUUCAUCCUCCUACUCUUCAUCCUCGCCAUCCUCGUCCUCCACCUCCUCCUCUCUGUCCCCGACCUCCUCUUCCUCCUCCCCUCCCUCCCCCUCCCCCUCCCCCUCCCCCUCCUCCGCCCUCCUCCCCGCCGUGGCGAGUCACAGGGCGGGGAGUGUCCGAAUGUCAGCGUCCAACCCCAGCUCUCCGGGCCGCGGCAAGAAAGGCGGCGGGAGACACGCUGGCCAAGUCCUUCGCACGGCGGCGGCCUCUAAGGACACAGCGUGAUCAUCUACCAUUCAGGCUUUCAAAAAAUAUGUAAGUGCAGCAUACACACGAUGACGAAAGACGCUAAAUUGCACUUUGUUCCUACAGCAAUAUUGUGUGAUGUUUACCUUUUGCCCUUUUUGGAUGGGUUGUGGACAAAGACAUGGCUUGUAAAACCUGGAAAAAAUGCAAGUCUGGCCUGAAAUCCUUUUGAAAUCCAAACCACACGAGUGCCGUACGACGUGCGUCUAUACAGCCACCCCCAGAGCCCGGCCGAUACAUGGCAUGGUUACGAAUAUUGGCCGUUUUUAGCUUAUAAAUAUUUCUUUAUCACCGCAUAUGUCAGUUGAUAAAUAACAAAGUGCAGCACAGGCAUACCAAAGAUAUAUUUAGGUCGUAUAAAACUAGCAUUGUUUAUUCUAGUUUUUUUUAUACAGAGAGAGUGAAGGAGAUGUCUGUAAGGCAAAGCAAUUUAUUCAUAUGGCACAGUUCAUACACAAAGGCAAUUACAAGUGCUUUACAUAAGCAUACACAUACAAAGCAAAUAGAACAUAACAUUUAACAAUCAUAAUAACAAAACAAAAACAAAACACACACUGUAUACUCCGACACAGACCUGGAGGAGAGCUAAGUUGUAACAAAGACAAAUAAAUACAUAUUAUUUU